Messenger RNA from Nothobranchius furzeri (turquoise killifish), 862 nucleotides. Its product is annotated as troponin I, fast skeletal muscle. Gene Ontology annotation, biological process: cardiac muscle contraction; skeletal muscle contraction. Lineage: Eukaryota; Metazoa; Chordata; Actinopteri; Cyprinodontiformes; Nothobranchiidae. Gene Ontology annotation, cellular component: troponin complex. The record is from RefSeq and is a predicted model, not a curated record.
UCCUCCUUGAUGAUGUCUCAUCUACCGGGUGAAGUUGGGGGGACGGGGAUAUUUCAGGAGCUUGAUGACCGAUUGGACUGAGGAUCCUGCAUUUCCAUAAACAGCAGCUCCAUAACCAUAUCCGAACCCUUGUAUAUAUACACCCUGGCUUUGAUUCCUUUCUCACUGCCACUGCUGCCCUCCUCACAGACUUUCCAUUUCUUUGUAGGCUGUAAGGAAAACAAACUGUCAACAUGUCUGAGAAAAAGUUGACGUCCAGCCGCAGGCAUCACCUGAAGAGUUUGAUUCUUCAGAUUGCUGCAACUUGGCUGGAACAGGAGAAGAAGGAUGUCAUCGCAGCCAAGGAGGCUUACAUGUCUGAGCAUUGUCCUCCAGCAGACCUGAGUGGAGACCAGGCUACCCUCAUGGAGACCUGCAAAAAACUGCAAGCUCUCAUUGACAAAAUUGAUGAGGAGAGAUACGACCUGGAGGCCAAAGUGGGCAAGGCUGAUAAAGAGAUUGAAGACCUGAAGAUCAAAGUGGUAGACCUGGCUGGAGUGAAGAAGCCAGCUCUGAAAAAGGUGCGUAUGUCAGCCGACGCCAUGCUCAAAGCUCUGCUGGGCUCCAAACACACGGUCAACAUGGACUUGAGGGCGAACCUGAAGCAGGUGAAGAAGGAGGUCAAAGAGGAGCCUGCAGAGGCAGUCGGUGACUGGCGUAAGAACAUUGAAGACAAAGCAGACAGGAAGAAGAUGUUCGAGAGCGCCUAAAGACCCUGACUCUUGUUCUGUCUUUGCUCGGGGCUUUUUGGGAAGGGAAUUUCUGGCAUUUUACAGUUAAUUGAAAUAUCGUUUGUUUCAUUAAAUCUGUGUGUUUCAGCUUG